AUGCGCCUUCACCUUGUUAUCUCACGCCAUGGCCUCCCGGUUACCCGUAUUCUGUGGACGACAACAUCCUCGUCCUCUGCACUAGGGGAAUAUGGCACCCACCACCCGGCCUCGGCGUCCAUGGUUGCCUCGUCGAGGACACCGAACAUCGCCUUUGCCAAUGGUGGGUAUACGGUCGCGCAGUUGCUGGAGGAUGUGAAUGAGGUUGUACCGCUAGAGACCGAGCCUACCAUAUUCGAUCCCGAGUUCAGUGGCCAGUGGGGAUUGGAGGACUACGUGGUUGAGGUUGGCGGGUCUGAAUGUCUGCAUUUCAUGGAGGUGGAUGGGCUGUUGAGGGAUGGUGACGAAGUUGUUAUUCGAGCGCUCCAGCUGGCUGACCUUCGCGCUCGACGGCUCUGCGGUCGUCACCAAAUCACCGGUGAUGGCAAGCAUCUCAUCGACGGUGUGCCAUUCGGUAUGCCUUUCUACAAGCGAACUACCGCCACCCGACCUGCGAUCACCAUUCCGCCUAGAAAGAAACGACGGACUGUUUUCUCCGGCUGGGACCAGGGCCCAGCGUUUGGAUAUGAAGAUGCGAAUGCUGGUGUGAAUGCUGAGGAUGCGGGUGAUGGAGAAUGGUUGCCUCCAAAUAACGCCGCCUUUGGAAAAGAGCUUUCGAUUUUGCCCCCAGACCACGAGGUCUCUGACAUGGGAACCGUGAUCAGACACCCUGUCAACUAUUCUGGAGACACAGACAAUGAGACAGAUGGGUCAGAGGAUGAAUCAGAUGUGUCCGAGGAGGAAGCAGCUGAUUCUGCGGCCGAAGCGGAUGAACUCGAAGAUGAACUCAAGGCUCUCAAGGAGGAGUUUGAAGAGCCUGCGUCUCAAUUUAUUGAUAUUCGUGCGCAAAGUCAAGUGUCUGCUGGCCAUGCUCUUCGCGCCAGUUCUAUCGCUAAGCGACCAUCGUCGGCGGAUACCCAAGGCAAAAGCUCUCUUGUCGGGGCAUCCUCUUUGUCAAGCAAACGAUCUCGUGGAGAGGAUUCUUCGCCUAGAUCGUCGAAGGCCGUUAGGUUUGAUAAAGUUAAACACGGUGCUCCCGGAAUCUCGGACAAUGACUUCCUCAGGGGGUCCUCGGCUUCUUCGGUGACCAGCGACUUGAGCGCCGAGUCUGAGUCCGACUCCGGUGAUGAAGAUGAGGAGGAAGAUGAAGAUGAAGACGAGGAGUCCUCGGAAGAGGAAUCAUCUAUUUCUUCAUCCUCUGACUCUGAUGACUCGAGCUCGAGCUCAGAAGAGGACACGUCCGAGUCUGAGGACGAGGAAGUUGACCUGCCUCCCCAAAAGAUGAUUCAACCCAUGAUUAUCAACCCUCCCGGAGAGGGAUCUACCCGAACCAAGAAAAGCAACCAGCGCUUCAAGCUGCGACGCAGACUAUCCAAGUUGAAGGAGCUGGGUGUUCUUCCAGAAGAAGCCGACUUUGCAGCUCUUCGCACAUGGGAGGAGCAAAACGGAGGCUGGCACGUUCCCGAUGAGACAAGCAUAUUGUCUACUACGGCUACCACCAAGGCACAGCGGAAGGAGGAGGAACAGCGCGAGUUCCAAGCCAAGCGAGAGAAGCUACUCCGUGCUCUGGCUAGUGGAGGUGUUGAUAUUGACAAGACCUCCGAGAAGGAAAAUAUGCCUCCUUCGCAGCCUGCUGUCGUGGAAGAAGCGGUCUCCACGGAGAAGGCUACGGCUGAAAAGGCCGAGGCAGAGACUUCUAAUCGACGCACUCUCGACAUUGCGAGCUCGCGGCGGCUGCUGUUUGGAUCUCUGGGAGUUCGUACGCCAAAGACCGAGGAGGACGAGGAAGCCACACGGAGAAAGCUAGCUGCCAAGGCUAGUACGGUCCAUUCUCGGAAGGUAUCAGAACCACAGCCGGCCGAAGAGAUGGUGGAAGAGAGUGAUGGAGACAAUGACUGGGAGAACAAGCUGGUCAUCAAAGCUGUCGAGUGUAUCUAUGAUGACAUCGAGUUGAGUGCCCCGCCAUUCCCAUUCGAGCAGCGUUGGGAUGAGGAUGCAGAUGCCCUCAUCCGGCAACGAAAGGGCUGGGGCAAGAAGCGCAAGCGCAAGCAGAGAAUCCAAGUCUACAACGGAGAAGAAGAGGGCGAGUAUGAAGAUGGCAAUGGCUACGAUGGUUAUGAGAACAACAUGCAACUCAACUACGACAACGAAUGGCCUACAGCGGAGGAUGAGACUACGAAUAUGGAGAGUUAUCAGGAGAACGCUGAAGCGUACCACGAAGCCGCUGAAGCUCACGUGGUCGAUGAUCUCCCUACUAUGCCAAGCGAGCCCAGCUCCGUUGCGGAUUUGGUUGAAGGCGAUGCAAAGGUCGGGGCAAUCAUCGCUUUCCGACAGUUGGACUUGUCCAAAGCGACCAAUUGGCAACCUCAAAUGUCAGAGUAUCGUGUCGCCGAGGUCCAUCAAGUUCUUGGCCAUGGCAAUCUCAAUGUUCGUCUUGCUGUGCGCGACCGACGGCCCAAGGCAGCGGAGAUUGACCCAGAAGAUGACCAAGGUCGCGAGUACAGCGGAUUUGAAAUGCCUGGGAUGGAUGACGAAGAUGAAGAAGACGAUGGCUACCGUGAGAUUGCGUUUGCCGAACUCAGCGAGCCCAAGCUGCUGCGGCCUGCACCUGAAGGGAAAGACGACGCGGCGAAUGGGAAUGAAAAGAAGGCCACAACGGAGGACAACCCCAGAGAAGGUAGCAAUGAAUCUGUAGUUGAGGAUUCCAUGCCCAAUCCCCAGUUGACCUCGCCGCCUCCGCCUAUCGAUAUGGACCUAGAUGAAACCACGUUCGUCACCACUAUCACCACUACCAGUUGUCCCCAGUCUCCAAAUGGUUCUCCUGCGAGAGCUUCUGAAAUGCUUUCCGGCCGAACCCCCGGUGGUACGCGAAUUAUCAUUACGCGGAGCGGAGAUGCGGAUGAUGAGCACAGCGACACACCUGCCGUUCCUUCGCCGUCUUUCUCUGGAUUCCAUUCUGCGCGGUCGUCGCCGGGUGCGAGGUUAGGUCCACGCUUCCAUGAAACCGGAGAGUCUAAUCUAGAAGGCCACACGCUCAUCGGAGAUCAGUCGAUGCUAGCUGCGGACAACUCUCAUCAAGAUUAUUCGACCAUGUCAUUCCUAUCUGCCAACCAAUCGUUCUCCGAUUUUCUGCAGGAUAGUACCCAGCAAGAUCGCCAGGUCGUAGACGAUACUUUGGUCUCUGGGGGCAACGAUUCGCUCUUGUCAGUGGUACACAACCCAACUGAACAUGCCUCUGGAAAGUCAACCCCCGUUCGCAGCCAUAUCUCAGCCAGCCCUAGUAUCGCACAAGACGAAAAGUCCGUCAAACCGACAUCCUCUCAGGGAGCCAGCAUUCUGGAACUCCUGCAAAGCGGCUGGCCAGAAGGAGACAACACAGAUCAAGAAAAAGACGAAGCCGACAAUGAUGUGAAUUCCCCAGAAGACCACGACAGCGUAAUUCAUAGCAACCAAAGCCGUCAUCUCUCCCCAAACCCACAUCCAUCUUCUAAACCCCCAACAAGCGCACAACAAGAACCAGAACCACACUCUUCGCCAAACCUGAACACAGAUUCCUUGUUCCAGUACGACUCGCCCGCGGCUUCAACCCGCUCAAAACGCCACGCUCCUAUGUCUGCUUCGCAACCGAAUUUCUCACAGACCUCUGAAAUCAUCGAUCUCACUCAGAGUCCAUUCCCGACAUCCCCGGAACGUCCUACGUCGCAGGGUGGUCCGGUGUCGGUGUCUAAGGUGACCGGUGAUGAUGGUCCCCCCUCGAGCAAAAAGUCUCGUAUGUCGGGCAAGAUCCAGGAGAUGGCGGAGGUGAUGGUUAGCCCUGCAACCAGCGAGAAGAAGUUGAAGAAGAAAAAGAAGAAGAGAUCCUCGGGGAUCGUUUAGAAGGAACUAAGAACUUUUGAAACCGGUUCUCGGACGAUUGGGAUUAACUUCAUGACUUAUCAAAGACAAGUCCAUCUGUAUCUAGUAUCUGUCGCUACACAUAGCUUUUUUUUUCCUUGUAUGUAUUAGGUAGGCGUCUAGGCUUUGGGUGCUCAAUACCAUUUCGUUAUUUCAUUGUCAA
Molecule: messenger RNA, 4096 nt
Organism: Penicillium subrubescens
Lineage: Eukaryota; Fungi; Ascomycota; Eurotiomycetes; Eurotiales; Aspergillaceae
Exons: 3
Coding region: 1-3915 (1304 amino acids)
Source: RefSeq, a predicted model, not a curated record